Helianthus annuus (common sunflower) is the source of this 1276-nucleotide messenger RNA. Its product is annotated as oxygen-evolving enhancer protein 1, chloroplastic-like. The record is from RefSeq and is a predicted model, not a curated record. The transcript is spliced from 2 exons. Gene Ontology annotation, cellular component: photosystem II oxygen evolving complex. Gene Ontology annotation, biological process: photosystem II stabilization; photosystem II assembly. The coding region runs from base 156 to 1145 and encodes 329 amino acids. Lineage: Eukaryota; Viridiplantae; Streptophyta; Magnoliopsida; Asterales; Asteraceae. Gene Ontology annotation, molecular function: oxygen evolving activity.
ACCCUUGUCCACCAGAUACCAUUCUUCCCACACACCACACAAAUCUUUCCAAUCCAACUGUCUGCAACUACUUACUAUAAUCAUAGUUUACAACAACACACUCUUUUAAAACAAAAAACAAGAGAGGGGACUUGUGGUUUGCAAGCUUUACCAUAAUGGCAGCCUCAUUACAAGCAGCUGCUACAUUCAUGCAGCCUACCAAGGUUGGUCACUCGAACCGGUUGCACCUCAAGUCUUCUCAGAGCCUCUGCAAGGCCUUCGGUGUCGAGCCGGCUGGAGCCAGGGUCACUUGCUCCAUUCAGUCUGAUCUUAAGGACUUUGCUCAGAAAUGCACCGAUGCAGCCAAGAUCGCCGGUUUUGCUCUUGCGACUUCUGCACUCGUUGUUUCGGGAGCAAGUGCUGAAGGAAGUCCAAAAAGACUAACUUUUGAUGAAAUCCAAAGCAAGACAUACAUGGAAGUCAAAGGAACAGGUACAGCAAACCAGUGCCCAACCAUUGAAGGUGGAGUCAACGGCUUCGCGGUCAAAGCCGGCAAGUACAACGCCAAGAAAUUCUGCUUUGAGCCGACAUCUUUCACGGUCAAAGCCGAGGGUAUAAGCAAGAACUCUGCACCCGAGUUCCAAAAGACCAAGCUAAUGACCCGUUUGACAUACACCCUUGACGAAAUCGAGGGCCCGUUGGAAGUGUCAUCCGACGGCACCCUCAAAUUCGAAGAAAAAGACGGUAUCGAUUACGCUGCAGUGACCGUUCAGCUUCCUGGUGGUGAGCGUGUGCCGUUCUUGUUUACAGUCAAAGAACUUGUGGCAACCGGUCCACCCGAGAACUUUAGUGGGGAGUUUCUAGUGCCGUCUUACAGAGGCUCUUCUUUCCUUGACCCAAAGGGCCGAGGUGGGUCCACCGGUUAUGACAAUGCGGUUGCGCUUCCAGCUGGCGGGCGAGGAGAUGAAGAGGAGCUUGCUAAGGAGAAUGUAAAGAAUGCUGCAUCUUCAACAGGGAAGAUCACCUUGAGUGUUACGUCGAGCAAGCCUGAAACCGGUGAGUUGAUCGGCGUGUUUGAGAGCAUUCAGCCUUCUGAUACCGAUUUGGGCGCCAAAGCUCCGAAAGAUGUGAAAAUUCAAGGUGUGUGGUAUGCUCAGUUGGAGUGAUCGAUCAAAGAGCGUUUUUAACCCGAAUUGUAUUUCGUUUCCUUGGACAUGAUUUUGUGCUCAAUCAUAAAAAGUGGUAUUUUAUAUUUUUAUUGCUUGAAUAUUAUAUAAAAUUCUUCCAAUCAAUGUAA